Molecule: messenger RNA, 2079 nt
Organism: Huiozyma naganishii CBS 8797
Lineage: Eukaryota; Fungi; Ascomycota; Saccharomycetes; Saccharomycetales; Saccharomycetaceae
Gene: YPK1
Product: serine/threonine protein kinase YPK1
Exons: 1
Coding region: 1-2079 (692 amino acids)
Biological process (GO): protein phosphorylation
Molecular function (GO): ATP binding; protein serine/threonine kinase activity
Source: RefSeq, a predicted model, not a curated record
AUGUACGCAUUGAAGAACAGAUUCAAAUUUGGGAAGAAUAAAGAGGAGAAGGAGAAGGAGAAGGAGGGGAAACACCACAGUAUCUUCCACCUGAACGGCGAGAGCAAAAACGAGAACAAAGUAAGUCCAGACCCAACGUUGGAGGAUGUGAACGGGGUAAGUAACGAGAGAAGAGACACGAUCACGAACAAUAACUCGGGCUCCGCCCCGACAAGGUCGUCCUAUGAUGCUGGGUCAACCACGUCCACUGUCAGUCAACAGCCCUCGGACAACUUCAAUUAUGACUCGACAUUGAGUAGUAACCCAGAUUUUGCUGGUCCAGAGACCACACCGGGCCUGUCUGAGACACAUGUCAACAAUACGUCGACGUCAACUUCCGGCAUAAUGACCAUAAAAGUGUAUAACGGUGAAGGGUUUGUGCUACCCUUCGAUAUUACUGCCAAUGACCAAAUCCUGACUAAGCUUUUGGGGUCCGGAAUCCCAUUGCAGCAAAGAGGCUCUGUGGAUGCAUCCAAUGAGAUAGAUCAGCUCGCAUCGCAGAUUUCGAGGGUGACUUUAUCGAACCAGGGUCCGGGCGGUGAAUCUUUGAUUUCCAAGGAAUCGUCAUCCAAGUUCAUCCCCGCUACGAUACUUUUACCCGGUUCGCAAAGCGCCAGUCCAUUGUUAUACUUCACCAUUGAGUUUGAUAACACUGUGGCCACAAUCGAACCGGAGUACGGGACCAUGACUGCUCCGGUUUUCAAUAAGAUAUCCACCUUCGAUGUUACAAGGAAACUACCCUACUUGAAGAUAGACGUAUUUGCGCGGAUACCUUCCAUCCUUCUACCAUCAAAGACCUGGCAACAAGAGGUGAGCGACCAUGACCCGAGACUAAAGGAGAUGUUUGACAAGAUUAAUAGUAACCAGGACAUUCAUCUGGACUCAUUCCACUUGCCCGUGAACCUGAAAAUCAAUUCUGCAGCGAACAUCAGAUUGUACAACCAUCAUUGGAUUACUUUGGAGAAUGGGUUCGGUAAAAUCAAUUUGAGUAUAGACUAUAAGCCAUCCAAGAACAAGCCACUGUCCAUUGACGACUUUGAUCUGCUAAAGGUUAUUGGGAAGGGUUCAUUUGGGAAAGUCAUGCAAGUCAGGAAGAAGGACACUCAAAAGAUAUAUGCUUUGAAAGCUAUCAGGAAGUCGUACAUCGUGUCAAAAUCUGAAGUGACGCAUACCCUGGCUGAGAGGACAGUUUUGGCAAGGGUGGAAUGCCCAUUUAUUGUUCCUCUGAAAUUUUCCUUCCAGUCUCCAGAAAAGUUGUAUUUGGUUCUGGCAUGUAUCAACGGUGGUGAGCUGUUUUACCAUCUGCAGAAGGAGGGUAGAUUUGACUUGUCGCGCUCGAGGUUCUAUGCGGCAGAGUUGUUAUGUGCCUUGGAAACAUUGCACAACUUGGAUGUCAUCUACCGUGAUCUAAAACCAGAGAACAUUUUGCUAGACUACCAGGGGCACAUCGCAUUGUGUGAUUUCGGGUUAUGUAAACUGAACAUGAAAGACGAUGACAAAACCGACACUUUUUGCGGUACUCCAGAAUAUCUGGCACCAGAAUUGCUGUUGGGCCAAGGUUACUCGAAGGUCGUUGACUGGUGGACCCUUGGUGUCUUGCUGUACGAGAUGCUGACUGGGCUGCCACCUUACUAUGACGAGGAUAUUCCCAAGAUGUACAAAAAGAUCCUACAAGCUCCAUUGAGGUUCCCCGAUGGAUUUGACAGAGAUGCUAAGGACCUGCUGAUUGGGUUACUAAGCAGAGAUCCCGUGAGACGGCUGGGUCGUAACGGUGCCGACGAAAUCAAAAACCACCAAUUCUUCAGCCAGUUGUCCUGGAAGCGUCUGAUGAUGAAGGGUUACAUCCCACCAUACAAGCCACCCGUGAGUAGUGCCAUUGACACAUCCAACUUCAACCAAGAAUUCACAAAGGAGAAGCCCAUCGAUAGUGUUGUAGACGAGUACUUGAGCGAAAGUGUCCAGAAACAAUUUGGUGGGUGGACCUACGUUGGGAGUGAACAACUGGGCAGCUCCAUGGUCCAAGGUAGAAGCAUCAAAUAA